GAGAGAUAACUUAUCCUCCAGCACUUCUUUCCGAUACACACAGAACACGAUGGUCGCUGGCGUACACAUUCACGCUAAAAGCCAAGGCCAAGCCACCUCCGAGAUCCUCACUGAGGGUGCUCUGACAUUCCUUGCUGCUCUGCACCGGUCCUUCGAGGCGACGCGUCAGGACUUACUGAUCGCGCGAGAGAUAGCACAGCAGAGGCUCGACUCGGGCAUUCCACUCGAUUUCCCUCCAGAGACAGCACACAUCCGUGCCGAUCCAACAUGGAUUUGUGCCCCUCCAGCCCCAGGCUUAGAGGACAGGCGCGUUGAGAUCACUGGCCCUCCUGACCGCAAAAUGGUCAUCAAUGCGCUCAACAGUGGUGCGAAAACCUUCAUGGCAGACUUUGAAGACUCGUGCUCUCCGACAUUUGCGAACCUGAUUAACGGUCAAGUUAACUUGCGCGAUGCAAUUCGGAGACAGAUUGACUUUGAGACUGGUGGAAAGCAGUACAAGCUUAAAGAGAAUCCCGCUGUACUUAUCGUUCGACCAAGAGGAUGGCACUUGAACGAAGCUCGCGUCACUGUUGACAACAGACCGGUUUCUGCGUCCUUAUUCGACUUUGCUCUCUACUUCUACCAUAAUGCGAAGGAACUCGUUGCACGCGGUUCCGGCCCGUAUUUCUAUCUUCCGAAAAUGGAGCACUAUCUUGAAGCUCGCCUCUGGAACGAUGUUUUCCUCUUCUCUCAGUCUUACAUUGGCAUGCAACACAACAUAAUCCGUGCGACCGUGCUGAUCGAAACUCUACCCGCUGCUUUCCAGAUGGAGGAGAUUUUAUUCGAGUUGAGGAACCAUUCAGCGGGACUGAACUGUGGUCGAUGGGACUACAUUUUCUCGUUCAUUAAGAAGCGAAGGGCCGACCGCAGCGCUGUCCUUCCCGACAGAAAAGACGUAACAAUGGAGGUCGGGUUUAUGGAUGCUUAUGUCCGACUUCUGAUCAAGACCUGCCAUAAGCGAAAAGUUGCUGCUAUGGGCGGUAUGUCCGCGCAGAUCCCAAUUAAGGGUGAUGCGCAGGCGAAUGAGGUUGCAAUGAACAAGGUCAAGGCUGAUAAGCUCCGUGAAGUUACUUAUGGCCAUGAUGGAACCUGGAUUGCACACCCUCUCAUCAACGAAAUUGCUUUGCGGAUUUUCAACGAGCAUAUGCCUGGUGCAAACCAAUAUCACGUCCGUCGCGAAGAAUUCCAGGUUUCAGCGGCUGACCUAUUGAACUCAAAGGUGAAGGGCGCGAUCACCGCUGAAGGUGUAAAGAGCAACGUCAGUGCCGCUCUUGCUUACUGCUCCGGCUGGAUUAGUGGGAACGGGUGCAUCCCAUUGAACUAUUUGAUGGAGGAUGCAGCAACCGCAGAGAUCGCGCGCGCGCAACUCUGGCAAUGGUGCCACCACAAUGCACGUCUCGACUCGGGCCAACCCGUAACGCCUGUGUUGAUUGACGCUGUCAUCGCUGAGGUCGCAUCGACGAUUCCCAAGCUCGUACCAGGUGUGACUGACGAGCACGUCAAAGUAACGAGCGAAUAUUUGAAGGCGCAAGUACGGAAGACAUGGUUGAGCGACUUCUUGACGAGCGACCUGAUGUACUACCUUGAGGCUGCGGACGGCGUUGAAACGACCUGGCAGCGCGCGCAGCUUUGAAGGGGGUAAUAGUUAUUAUGGACACGUCUGCAUGCAGCUUCACGGUUUCUUUAUCAGUCAGUCAUUUUGUACAGUAACAAACUCAACAUGAAUAUCAUGUUCUUUUGUAAUACAUUUGCGGAUUCUGUCUAUUUUUAUGGGUGACUUUAAGCCUUUGAGACCGUUACUUUGGCGCCAUGCUUCAUGAUACGGCUGUACGGGCAGAACUCAUGUGCAGCCUGGAUAAGCGAUUCGUCUGGAACACCUUCGACCUUGAUAUCAACGUUGACACCGAAACCUUCCAUACCCUCUGGGACACCGAGAUGCACAGCAGUGUGGAUCUUUGCGUUCGCUGCGAGGUCUCUUUUGCCGGCUUUUGCGGCGACGAGCUGGAGGGCGCCGAGGAAGCAGGAGGCGUAACCCAUAGCGAAGAGCUGUUCAGGAUUCUGUCCAUCACCAGCUCCACCAAGACUUUUAGGUGUAGACAACUUUAAAGCAAGCGGUGCUUGUGCGUCGCCCAAUGACUUGACAGUACCGUUACGGCCUGCACCUUCCGCUAGUGCUUCAGCGGUAUACUUCUUUUCUGCGAGCGUAAUGAUGGUUCGGCUUUGAAUGCAUGCUGGCGCUACUAGACGUGCCGUAGAUAGAGAAGGAAGACGGCGAGAUUGCUGGAAUACGGCUCUGAGCAUGUUGUGCCGUUUUCACUAAUUGCAACGGUUCUGAGAGUCCGUC
Molecule: messenger RNA, 2383 nt
Organism: Fomitiporia mediterranea MF3/22
Lineage: Eukaryota; Fungi; Basidiomycota; Agaricomycetes; Hymenochaetales; Hymenochaetaceae
Product: malate synthase
Exons: 9
Coding region: 50-1672 (540 amino acids)
Biological process (GO): glyoxylate cycle
Cellular component (GO): peroxisomal matrix; cytoplasm
Molecular function (GO): malate synthase activity
Source: RefSeq, a predicted model, not a curated record